Messenger RNA from Colletotrichum costaricense, 474 nucleotides. RefSeq lists its product as uncharacterized. The record is from RefSeq and is a predicted model, not a curated record. The coding region runs from base 1 to 474 and encodes 157 amino acids. Lineage: Eukaryota; Fungi; Ascomycota; Sordariomycetes; Glomerellales; Glomerellaceae. The transcript has a single exon.
AUGGCACCACCAUGGCAAUCUGGACCUGGGCCCUGUCCACGGCAGUCGUUCUUAUUGGCAUUUGUGCGCCUGGCCAAGGGAACCCCGACGCUGCAUCCAACCGUUUGCGGCGCAUCAAGAAGGAAAGAAAAUUACGGUGCCUGGCCAAAGCUUCCUUCCCCAAGCACGCUCUGGGAUGGCCCUGGGCUUCCUGGUCUCUCUGAUGCAGAUGAUGUUGGUGGAUUUGAGGCGGGGCCGAUGAUGGGGACCCCAGUGCCGUUGCGCCGUGGGAUGAACGGCCAGAAAGUUUUGGCCCAUUGCCAAGAUUGGCUAUCGGCACUGGACAUAUUGCCUUGCCAUUUCGAUGGAGGAGCCGCCUCUUCAGAUUUUGCUGCUUUGAAGCCCUUUGACUGGCCCAAACUGCCCAUCUUUCCUAUGCUAUCCAUCGACGGCCCGCCACAAGUAAGAGAGGCAACCGCUGGAGAGGGGAAAUGA